This is a messenger RNA of Rosa rugosa (rugosa rose), 1970 nucleotides long. RefSeq names its product pentatricopeptide repeat-containing protein CRP1, chloroplastic-like. Bases 89 to 1654 code for a protein of 521 amino acids. The transcript is spliced from 3 exons. Lineage: Eukaryota; Viridiplantae; Streptophyta; Magnoliopsida; Rosales; Rosaceae. Gene Ontology annotation, molecular function: protein binding. The record is from RefSeq and is a predicted model, not a curated record.
UUCCUCUGAAACUCUGGAGACCAACGAAGUAUCACUCUGAAACUCCCAACCACCAGAACACAAAGUUUCCAAAAGGGCAUAGAGAGAGAUGCUGACGCAGUCCCUUUUGCGUCCCAAUUCGCCUUCAGUGUCAUCAUCCUCAGGUAGCUUCUCCACUUCUCUCUCUUUGUUCUGUCCAACUUGUCUCAAAUACUCUGAGAAACACAAGCUGCAUGCUUCUCUAACUCACUCAAAUCCCAGCGAGGGUGUCAAAGAAUUCAACUUUCUAGCUUUAAACGACGAAACUCAUUCAGUUACUGACUACCCAAGUGUCCCAACUCUAGGAGAGGAAAUUUCUUUUGAGUUAUACAACCAUUUGUUACAAGAUUUUUGUAGAGUUGGGCAUGUUGAUAAGGCCAUGGCUCUUCUUGCUCAAAUGGAAGCUCUUGGCUUUCGACCCAAUUCGAUAUCCUACACUCGUUUAAUUGAUGCUCUGGGAAGUAUUGGGAGGACUUUGGAGGCUGAUGUGUUGUUUCAGGAAAUGAUAUUUGUGGGGUUUAGGCCAAGAAUUAAGCUUUACAAUGUGUUGCUUAGAGGGUUUUUGAAGAAAGGUUUGUUAGGACUCGCAAUUAGAGUUUUGGGGGUAAUGGGUGACUUGGGUACUGAGAGAAAUCAAGAAACUUAUGAGAUUUUACUUGAUUACUACGUCAAUGCUGGGAGGUUGGAGGAUACUUGGUCAAUGAUUAAUGAGAUGAAGCGGAAGAGGUUUCGGCUGAGCUCGUUUGUGUACAGUAAGGUUAUUGGUCUUUAUAGGGACAAUGGGAUGUGGAAGAAAGCAAUGGACAUUGUGGAGGAGAUAAAAGAAAUGGGGAUGGUAUUAGACAAACAGAUUUACAACAGCAUUAUUGAUACAUUUGGGAAAUAUGAUGAGUUGGAUGAAGCAUUGGAAGUCUUUGGGAAAAUGAAACAAGAAGGUGUAAGGCCUGAUAUUUCGACCUUUAAUUCGUUGAUACGGUGGCACUGUAAGUCUGGUUUGUUAAAGAAGGCCCUUGAAUUGUUUACCGAGAUGCAAGAACAAGGAUUAUAUCCUGAUCCGAAAAUUUUUGUUACUAUUAUCAGUAGAUUGGGGGAGCAAGGGAAGUGGGAUAUGAUACAGAAGACCUUUGAGAAUAUGAGAAGCCGAGGGCAUAAAAAAAGUGGGACUAUUUAUGCUGCUCUGGUUGACAUUUAUGGGCAAUAUGGAAAAUUUCAGGACGCAGAAGAGUGUAUAUCUGCACUAAAGGCAGAAGGUCUUGUUCUCUCUGCCAGUAUGUUUUGUGUCUUAGCAAAUGCCUAUGCCCAGCAGGGAUUAUGUGACCAGACAGUCAAAGUACUUCAGCUCAUGGAAGCUGAGGGAAUCGAACCAAAUGUGAUAAUGCUGAAUGUUUUGAUUAAUGCAUUUGGUAUCGCUGGUAGACAUUUGGAGGCUUUGUCCAUUUAUCACCAUAUAAAAGAAAGUGGUUUAAGCGCCGAUGUAGUUACUUAUACUACCCUUAUGAAGGCGUUUAUUCGAGCAAGGAAGUAUGAUAAGGUCCCUGAGAUAUACAUGGAUAUGGAACAUGCUGGAUGCACCCCAGAUAGGAAGGCUAGACAGAUGUUAGAAGUCGCUUCAUUGGUCCUUCAACAGAGGGACUGAGAGUAUCCAAAGUUCCAAACGGCUUUAAGCGAGUUUAUGAUGCGAUGUGCUCAUGUUGUGUCGUAUUGGUAUAAUUACAGACCACACUUCUCUUGAUAUUAUCGUUAACCAAGGUGAGUUUUCUUUCUUCUAUUCUCAUGAUGUUUUGAACUUCAAUGAUAAGGCUUUAUAUCUAAUUGACCUUGUUUGUACUAUAUAAAAUGCUGUUCUCAGGUUUUCUGAGACGGCUGUUGAAUUACACAUCAUAAAUAGUUAAACUUUCAGCCGGUGUAAUUUUCUGUUUCUGAUGCAAUACACGGGAGUGAGAUCUCAAAUA